Molecule: messenger RNA, 1754 nt
Organism: Trichomycterus rosablanca
Lineage: Eukaryota; Metazoa; Chordata; Actinopteri; Siluriformes; Trichomycteridae
Gene: med18
Product: mediator of RNA polymerase II transcription, subunit 18 homolog (yeast)
Exons: 2
Coding region: 425-1051 (208 amino acids)
Biological process (GO): regulation of transcription by RNA polymerase II; termination of RNA polymerase II transcription
Cellular component (GO): mediator complex; core mediator complex
Molecular function (GO): transcription coregulator activity
Source: RefSeq, a predicted model, not a curated record
GUAGACUGAACAUGCGUGGGACUAAGUCGGCGAAAGUUAACCGGCUGUAGUUAGCACUUACAGUAAUAUUUUUUGCAGUAGUUGGUGAAAUUAUUAGAUUUAUAUUCGUAUAUUUGGCCCUAUUUUCAAAAGACAGUUCUAUUAAGUUGUUUUUGUAUUGGUUACCCAGCAGAGAACGACUUGCUUAUCACACUUUACCGGCGCGGCCUUCUCAUCCCCGCUCUGUAUUUAAACGCUUGGCGGAAGAGGACAGCGGUUUGAAUCAUCAUCAUUGUUUUUCUACUAAGAGUACAUCAAUAUAUCACAACAGCAGGACGUGCGGUCGGUUUUGUCAAGCAAUCGUGUAGCCAGUUGUGUCAGAUCACAGUCUUACAGAGUGUUUAAAGCAGUUUGUUUAUUUCUGAGUUUUGUUUUGCUUGGUGCUAUGGAAGCUCCACCGGUUACCGUCAUGCCCGUUACAGGCGGCACAAUCAACAUGAUGGAGUAUUUACUGCAAGGCAGUGUACUGGAUCAGUCCUUGGAAAAUCUUCUUCAUCGUCUUAGAGGUUUAUGUGACAACAUAGAGCCUGAAAGCUUCGCAGACCAUGAGCUCGUCUAUCUUCUGAAAGGUCAGCAAGGGAAUCCUUUCAUCCUGCGAGCCAGGCGAUCUCUCGCACACCCCACUUCUCCCUGGCACUUGCGCUACCUCGGGCAGCCGGAGGUGGGUGACAAGAGUCGCCACGCUCUGGUACGGAACUGCGUGGAUGUUGCAGCCUCUCACAGUCUGCCAGACUUUCUUAAUGAGAUGGGCUUUCGAAUGGACCACGAAUUUGUUGCCAAAGGACAUAUUUUCCGCAAAGGAGCCCUCAAAGUGAUUGUGAGCAAACUGUCUCGGGUGCUUGUUCCAGGUAACACGGACAACACCGAACCACUUUCUUUGUCAUACCUGGUAGAACUUAGUGUGCUGGCACCAGCAGGACAGGACACUGUUUCUGAGGACAUGCGCAGCUUUGCAGAGCAGCUUAAGCCCCUUGUACACCUUGAGAAAAUUGACCCCAAAAGGCUCAUGUAGGUCUUAAGAACUCUCUGGACUGAAGUGAAACAAGCUUGAUGAAGUCUGCAUGUAAUGUGUUGCAAGAUGGAUCAUUUGUACAUUUCCAAAAACUCUCUGUAUCAUUAAUAGGCAAAGUAACAGACCCAAAAAUGCCCUGAUUUCAUUUUUAAUAUCAGAUGCAUCAGUGAAUCUGGUCUAAAAUAUCUAAUUUAAUACAGAUCCGGUGUUUUAGGCUUGUACUCAUAUUGAACUGGCAGCUUUGAAUUAUUUGUAGAAUAGAAAUUACCCAUCAAACAUUGCUCCGAAACAUAACGGGCUUUAAAAGUGAAACAUUUAUGCCAGAUAGGAAAAGGUAAUUGUGAACAUUUUACAUUUAAGUUAUGUAUUAUACAUGCUGUUAAGUAUUGGCAAAAGUUUGAAUAAAGACAGUAGUAAAUGGUUAAUGUAAAACAUUAAAAUACCUUUAUAACUGUUCCACAAUAAAUGCAGUAUAGCAAUUCAUAACUAAUACAAAUACACAUUUACUCCUCAGAGAUCUGUUUUAUAGAGCCAUACUUUCAGUUUUGUAGUCAUGACAGAUACAGUUAGGAUGUAAUUUUGUCACAACUGUUUUUUUAAAUAUAUUUAAAUGCUGUAUAAUGCCAGACCUAACGUCAUUACCUUUGAAGCCUGUUUUGGGAAAAAAAACACUUUAUUAAUUAAAGUCCUCCAGUCUCUUUCA